This is a messenger RNA of Camponotus floridanus (Florida carpenter ant), 2642 nucleotides long. RefSeq lists its product as uncharacterized. The transcript is spliced from 7 exons. The coding region runs from base 551 to 1612 and encodes 353 amino acids. Gene Ontology annotation, molecular function: hydrolase activity. Gene Ontology annotation, biological process: GPI anchor biosynthetic process. The record is from RefSeq and is a predicted model, not a curated record. Lineage: Eukaryota; Metazoa; Arthropoda; Insecta; Hymenoptera; Formicidae. Gene Ontology annotation, cellular component: endoplasmic reticulum.
UUUCGUUUUUAAUUAUUUUAUUGAUAUACGAAUCAGAUGUGUAAGUUUGCUUUCAUAGAUCUCAGGGAUCAAUAAUGAUAAGAUAGUGAAUAGAGAGGGAAUCAUGUGUUUCCAAAGUUUAUCGGGCGUAUCUUGUAAUCGCCUCUUGGCGAAUGAAAGUUAACCUAAAAAAAAUAAACUAAGUAGAGGAUAAGAACUAGACCAACCUAAGUAUGGAAUUGGUCGAAAGAGGUGUAAUUUUGCUGCAAAAACAAGAAGGAUUAAACAAUUCUUGAAAUCAAUGAUUGUGCAAUCACAAUGUGUUAGAUAACUUUCUGGAAUUGCAACACACUCUCUUCUUGAAAAAAAAAAGAAAAAGAAUAUUGCAUUAUAUCUCGUGCAUAAAUUUACAAUUGUCUAUGUCAGGUUAAAGUUACUUAAAAAAAAUCGCACUGUGCCAACGAUUCAAAUGCUAAUGAAUCGGAUAAUAUUGCCGGUAAUAUGCUAAUGAAUGAAUUGAGGAUUAAUUUUAUAUACAACAUCGUAUAAUGCUGUCAAUCAAAUCAUAGAGAUGUUACGUCGAAAUAGGUUGAAACAUAGAAUAAUAUCCAUUGGAUUCAUCAUUCUUGUGACAAUAUUUUACAAUGAAUUUCUUGUAUACGAAGUUCAAAAAUUCAAGUGGGCUAUGCGCGAGUGUUCCGAAUGUGUCAAGGUCCUUCUCGUCGCAGAUCCACAAAUACUCGGGGAAAAGUAUGAGAAUUAUUUUGGCUCAUGGGUAGCAAGAUGGGAUAGCGAUAGGUACUUGGAAAAGACUUUCUCGAGAGCAGUAAAAUAUUCUCAACCACAUGUUAUUGCCUUUCUUGGUGAUCUUAUGGAUGAAGGUCAUAUAGCUAAUGCGGAAGAUUUUGAAAGAUAUAAAAGAAGAUGGGAUUCAAUAUUUUCAAUGCCAGAAGACACAAUGAAAAUUUAUUUGCCAGGUGAUAAUGACAUUGGAGGUGAGGAUGAUCUUGUAUCUCCUAACAUCCAUAAAAGAUUCAAUUUUGCAUAUACUCAACCAGAUACAUUAGUUUAUAAAACUGUUACCUUUUUCAAGAUAAAUAGAUUAACACGUACAAUGCCAGACGCGCCAAAGGAUGCAUUUCUUAAUGAUUACGCAGAAAGGAAUACGACCAAUGUUAUUCUCAGUCAUAUGCCUCUAUUAUUUAUGCCUGGCAGCUUUGUACAAAAUGUAAUCAAAGAGUUAUCACCACAAGUGAUUUUUACCGCGCACGAGCAUAAAGCGAUGCAUGUAAGUUUAGACACGGCGACAGAUCAGUUGAGUGAGAUUUGGAUUCUUCCACCAUACGAAACGCCUCUAUAUCAAUUGAGAAUGGAUGUAGGGGAUAUUCAUGAAGUACAAAUACCGACUUGUUCUUAUAGAAUGGGUACACCGCAUAUGGGUUAUGGACUUGCUUAUAUAGAUACGCAAGAAAAGACCGUCGAGUUCACGAUUUUAUGGUUACCAGGCAGGUUUCCACAGCUAUGUGCUUAUAUAUUUAUUGUUAUACUGGUCAUUGUACUUGCCACUUGUUCUUUCGUCUCAGGCUGCUGUGCGAAAAGCUAUGCAACUUACAGUCGUAUACCUUCCGUAUAGAGUAGCGUACAAUCAAAAGUACUUAUAACAUACUUAAAUAGUGAAUUAACUUGGCGUAAAUUAGAGACAAAGAUCCGUCCAGAAAAUAUGGUUUCUUUAUACUGUCUGCAUUAAGUUUCGAGUAAAAUGAAGCUAUAUAUAAUGAUUUUUUAUUAGUUGUUAUUUCAAAAUGAGUAAAAAAUUAGAUUAUGAUGAUUGCAAUCAAAUCAAAUUUAUUUUUAUUAGAUUUAUAUUUUCAAUAUUUUUAUUUUCUCUUAAGUUUCUGAAGCAAAGUACUUUUAAGAAAUUUUCUUUCCUAAAAACUUUUUUAAAGUACUUAUGUCGAGAGUAUCCAUCUUUAUAUCUAUCUUAAUCAUUGUUCAUUUGUCAUGCAACUGAACAAUAUGGUAUAAUGCCAAACUUAUAAUACUCUAUUCAUCAACAGUGCCAGUUUUAGGGAUGUAUCAAUACGCUCCUCUCUUUUGAGUGUAUAUAAAUUUAAAUAAUUUGAACAAUUUCUUAGAUUUAUUAUAAGAAAUUACAAGUAUUAAAUUAUUUCUUAUAAUACAAUUAAAAUGUACAUUUAUUCUGAUUUAAACAUCCUUAAGUGGCUAUAUGUUUCGUUAAACUUUAAAAAUACUCCAGGAUACUAAAAAGUAUAUAUAUAUAUAUAUGUGUGUGUAUAGUGAUAUUUUUCGUAGAAUACCUUCAUGUUUUGUUAUGAAGUUUCUUCUAAAUGCAAUGCCAAACUUCAACAAGACUUUUGCCACUAUCAUUUAACCAAAUAAUUUCUCCCAUACUGAGUGAUGUAAAAAAAAUAUUUGUUCAAAUUUCAGUAUGCCAAGAAAAUAAUAAAAGAAAUCCGUCGAUUGUACUUUCUUUUAGUUGAAGAGAUAAGAGAUUUUAUCGCAUCAUAUAUACAUGUUGUAAGAUUUAGAAAUAUAAGAAAAAAAUUGUUGAACAGAGUUUGUUUUAGCGGUAGAUCAAUUUAUAUUUCUCAGCGAAUCUAUAUACAUCUUUGCCUGAAAUAAAUGUUAAAUGUUGGAAUAAA